This is a messenger RNA of Clunio marinus, 3037 nucleotides long. Lineage: Eukaryota; Metazoa; Arthropoda; Insecta; Diptera; Chironomidae. The record is from the annotation of a GenBank genome assembly.
GUUGAAGCGAUGAAUACAGUUGGAUCAUUCAUAAGAAAUUAGGGUAGUUUUCAAAGGCCCUGGUUGGAGCUUUUCGCAUUGAAAUUAAAAAAAUCAGCUUCAUUUUGUUCAAAUUUGUGAAUUGACAGUGAAUAAACGAUUUUUAUUCUAAUAAAAAGUUUGAAAAACAUGAGAAACAUUGAAAAUUCAAAUAUCUUACUUUUGAAAUAAAAAAAAAAUUUUGAUUCUGGGAACUGUGCAAAAAAACGAGAAAAUUUUCUUCAGGCUUAGAAACUAAGCUCAAUUUUAAGUCAAACUAAUAGAUAGAUUUAUGUCUGGUGUUUUACUAUUAUUUUAAGACCAUUUUUAAACGUAUAGAGAAAAUUUAUUUUUGUGAAUCGAAAAAAUUAGUGAAAAUACUCGAAUGAAAUCGGAAAAAUCGGAUCCACCUGAACCACCCCCGCGAAAUCCGCUAAGAAUUAUGGCUUCCAUAACUAGUUCUGUAUCAUCAGAGAAAACUGUCAUCUCACCUGAAGCAACGUCACCUUUAGGUGGAUUGGAAGUAUGUUCUGAUAGUAAAAACUCAAAGGAUUCUCCUACGUCAAAUAAAACUAAUGAUAAAAAUGAUGAAACAUCAAUCACCGCUGAGUCCGCCUUGGAGACCACAGAAAAAACUUCAUGUAAUAAAACGCCACACGACGAGACUUUCUCGAAGAAGGAAAAAGAAAAAUCACCCAACGAUUUGACCCCUGCAGAAAGUGAGCAUGUUGAAUUAACAAAUGAAAAUGAAAACACCAAAAUCGAGCGGCUUGAGAAUGAACUUCGAAUUUCUAAGGAACUAAUCCAAAGUCUUAAAAUCGAAAGAAAAAAAUUGCGUUCGGACAAGAAUGAUUUACUUCAACAGGUCAAACAUCUCUGUUCUUCCUUACAAGAGAAGGAACAAGAGUUACGUAAUUUUAUCAGGAAAUUUGAUCAGCGAAUACGCGAUUCCGAGAGUAAUAAUAUCGUCAAAACAUCCUCGGAUAGCGAGCGUUGGGAUUUAAUUAAACAUGCACACGAUGAAGCAGAACGGUCUCUCGCUCUUGCAGCACAACUUAAUGUUAAAGACAUUCAAUUGAAACGAAUGGAGCAGCAACUUUUAGAAGUACGACAUCAGUUGUCAGGAUGCAUAUCAGAUCAAGAAAGUCUCGUAUCAAUGGCGCCUAUAAUUUCACCAUCAGUGGCACACGGAAUGAUGAAUCAUGGUUGCGAGGAGAGUGAAAAUCCAACUGGAUUAUAUGGACAUGAAAGAGGCUCUUGUAGUGCUGAUUCAGGUGUUAGAACAAGUGACCGUGAAAGUGCUUCAGGAGAUUUAAAUCUUAGCGAUGGUGCUUGCGAAAAUGAGGGACUUACGAUUGAUUCUGAUAGUAUAUCAUUAAUAUCAAGUCAUCAUAACAUGGCCCAAUAUAGUAAAGACUAUAGUCCCAGUGUAUCACCCAUGAACACACUUGCACUAGAUCGCAAUGAUCAUCAUCAUAUAAACUACAAUCGAUCUGCCCAUCAGCUUGAUUUACCGAUGGAUCUUGAGACAGGCUCAACAUCAAUGGUUCGUAGAAUCAAAAGUAAGCCUUUUAAUUCGCUUGUUGGAAGAUCAGGUCGCGGUGGAGCAUGGGGAAGUAUAUCAAGAGUUUUCGCCCGAUCGAAGAACCGUAACAAAGCAACAGUACAAUCAUGUGAUGAAUUCCAAUGGAAUCCAAUGUCAGAAGAAAACUAUUCAGAAAAGAUAAAACUUUUGCGAGAAGCGUCAACUAUGCCAAUUGAAUUGUGGCGGUCACCACAAAUUGCAGCAUGGCUUGAAAUAGGUCUGGGAAUGCCAAAAGAUUGCAUACGCUUUUGUUCGGAGAACGUUAAAAGUGGAAAAGUAUUACUUGAACUCACUGAUGCUGAAUUAGAGAGCGGUUUGGGAGCAACACAUCCAAUGCAUCGAAAGAAAUUACGGCUGGCCAUUGAAGAACAACGACGUCCCGAUCUCAUUCGUUAUCCAAUGAUAGGUCAAUUGGGACACACAUGGUGUGCACUUGAAUGGUUGCAUGAGAUAGGACUCUCACAAUAUUCUGAAUCUUUCAUGCACUCGCUCGUAGAUGCUCGAAUGUUGGAUACUCUCUCAAAGAAGGAAUUAGAGAAGUAUUUGGGUGUCACUAGAAAAUUUCAUCAAGCUAGUAUUGUGCAUGGCAUACAUUUAUUGCGACUAAUGAAAUAUGAUCGACAAGCAUUAGCAAUGCGACGAUUGCAAUCUGAGAGUGAAAAUAUUGAUCCUAUUGUGUGGACAAAUCAACGUUUUGUGAGAUGGAUUCGUUCCAUUGAUUUAGGAGAGUUUGCUGAUAAUUUAAGGAACAGUGGCGUUCAUGGAGGUUUGGUUGUGUUGGAAUCCUCUUUUUCGGGUGAAACUAUGGCAUCAGCUUUAGGCAUAACAUCAUCUAAAAAUAUCGUUCGUAGACAUUUAAUCACUGAAUUUGAAAGUCUUAUAUUUCCAUCUAGAAAAAAUCUUACUCAAGGAAUCCGAGCAGGCACUGGAAUAGUUUCGUCUUACGACCGACAUGGUAAUAAUACAUUAUCAAAAGGAUAUUAUGUAAAUCCAAAUGGGAGAACUUUUAAGACUGGAUCUUUACAAUCUCCAACACAUUCAUAUUCCAGUAGUGAGGGAGGAAAUUAUGCAAUUAUGGACAAUAGAUCCAAACAAGAUACAUCACCAAAUGAAAUAAACAAUCACAACCGCUAUUCAGCACCUUUGAAUUAUCAAGGUGAAGAUUCAAUUGCUCGUGUUGGUAACAUGAGCGUGAAUAAUCGUCGGUCAGCACCGCCAGAAUUCGGAGAAAAUUGAUUACCAAUAAAUGAAAAUAUAAAUGUAUGAGCCACAAAUGUUUUAUUGUUUAAUAUCAAACUUUUCUGAAACACCGAUUAAAAUAUCAUUACAUUUAUGGACCCAAGGAAAGCAAACUAAUUUGUCUCUUUAAAAGUGUGAAUCUUUAAAUUUUGAAGGCAUUUUAUUGAAACUUAUAGCUGAAAUAAAAAAAAAGAC